AUGAUUAAAAUUGGUGAUAUUGAUGAAUUUACAAAAAAGAUUACUUCAAACGAUGUAAAAUUAUUUUCAGAAAUAUGUGGUGAUGCAAAUCCAAUUCAUUUAGAUGAAUCAUAUUCAAAGAAAACUAGAUAUGGUAAAUGUAUUGUUCAUGGUGCAUUAGUUGCAUCUUUAAUUCCAUCAGUAGUUUCAAAAGCAAUGCCUGGUUGUAUUUAUAUACAUGAAGAAGUUAAUUUCACAAAACCAACAUUUGUUAAUGAUAUAGUUAAGGCUGAAACUAAAAUAAUUGAUAUAACUGGUAAAAAAAUAACUUUUUCAACUCAAUGUACUGUUAUUUCAAAUGAUAAUGAUAAUAUUAAUAAUGUUGUCAUUAAAGGUACUUCAAUAAUACAUCACCCAAAUUUAAUUUCAAAAAGAAUUGAUAAAAUCACCACUAAUAUUAAUGAAAAAGAAUAA
Molecule: messenger RNA, 453 nt
Organism: Dictyostelium discoideum AX4
Lineage: Eukaryota; Evosea; Eumycetozoa; Dictyosteliales; Dictyosteliaceae
Exons: 1
Coding region: 1-453 (150 amino acids)
Source: RefSeq, a predicted model, not a curated record